Phoenix dactylifera (date palm) is the source of this 827-nucleotide messenger RNA. Its product is annotated as heavy metal-associated isoprenylated plant protein 21-like. Lineage: Eukaryota; Viridiplantae; Streptophyta; Magnoliopsida; Arecales; Arecaceae. Gene Ontology annotation, molecular function: metal ion binding. The record is from RefSeq and is a predicted model, not a curated record.
CUCUCUGUCUCUCUCGCUCUCUCUCUCUCUCGAGUGUGUGUGUGUGAGGCAAAAUGGGUGCACUUGACUACCUGUCCAACUUUUGCAGUGUUGCAGACACAAGAAGAGCAUUGAAAAGGAAAAAAAGAAAGCCACUGCAGACUGUGGACAUCAAGGUGAAGAUGGACUGUGAUGGUUGUGAAAGGAGAGUGAAGCAUGCUGUUAGCUCAUUAAAAGGUGUGACAUCAGUGAACGUGAGCCGAAAGCAAAGCAGGGUGACGGUCACCGGCCACAUCGAACCGAACAAGGUCCUGAAGAAGGUGAAGAGCACAGGAAAGGUGGCAGAGUUCUGGCCCUACGUCCCUUACAACUUGGUUGCUUACCCUUACGUUGCCGGGGCCUACGACAAGAAGGCACCUUCCGGCUUUGUACGCAAUGUGGCCCAGGCAGUGCCUAACCCUCAUGCACCCGAAGAGAAAUACAUGGCAUUCUUCAGUGACGAGAACCCAAAUGCAUGCUCCAUCAUGUGAAAGAGCUCAGUGAACUUGGUAAGGGGUUGAUGGGGAGAAUUAAUGCUACACAGGAUGAUACGGUUUUGUUACAGGGAAGAAGAAGCUCUUGUCAAUAGGUUUUGGAGUGUUUUUGAUAAAUCUAGUCAGUCUGUUACUUCCUUUCAGAUGCAGCAGGGAUAGCUUUUGCUUUCAUUACUUUGGAGUUAGGUACGAGUGUGGUGUUGAGUUUCUGCAUUUCUUUUUCAUUUUGUAAUCGAUCAUGUAACGUUUUGAGGGUGUUUUAUGUAUAUUAGCAUAACUUAUGAAAAAGUGGAGGCUCUGAUCUUGAAUGUUUAA